AGGUAGCACAUUUCUUCAGCUCGCCGCCAUGUCUUCCAUUGAAUAUUGCGCCUCAUGUGUAGAUCCCGUGCCGCCUCGGCCACACCCAGCACCAGGCCAGCGCGUCCGGUGGCCGGCAUGGCAGGCAUUCUCGACACCGGGGCUGCUCGUUGUGGCGCUGGUGCCAGUUGCUGCCAAGGCGCGGCGGUCGGCGCGGCGGGCGACAGGAUCCACAUCCAUGGGAACGGAGAUCUGGAGCCUCCUGGGCUUGAAGGGCACUGCCACCAAGGCGGAGAUCAAGCAGAGGUUCAAGAGCUUCGUCCGGACAAACCAUCCAGACGUCAAGGGCGACCGGUCCCCUGCAGCCAUCAAGCGCUGGACGGCCAUCACGGAGGCCUAUCGCGAGAUCAUGAAGGUGAGCGAUGAUCUCUUCUGGGUUGAGGGCUGGGUGGCGCGUGUGCAGCAGAUCGAGUACGCCAAGCUCCAGAACGCCGACCGCCUGCGCCGGGAGCGGAUGGAGCAGCGCGCCGCUCGGGCGGGCAUGUCCUUGAACGACUUCGAGGAGGCGCAGAUUGCAGCCUCCAAAGCGGCCAAGGAGAUUGCGCUGGACGAGGAGGAGAACAGAAGCCAGUUCAUGCUCGAGUCCUUGUCCGUGGGACUGAGCUUCGUUCUGCUGUUCCUGUUCGUGUCAGUCAUCGCGAUCCUGGUCCACUCGCCGAACAGCAAGUGACCCGAAAGCACGCGGCAAAGACUGAGAACCUGUCGUCAUGGCAGAGCUUCAAGCUGGCUCCAAUGGCUUCGACGCCGUCGAAGAUGGAACU
Molecule: messenger RNA, 800 nt
Organism: Effrenium voratum
Lineage: Eukaryota; Dinophyceae; Suessiales; Symbiodiniaceae
Source: the annotation of a GenBank genome assembly